Molecule: messenger RNA, 2172 nt
Organism: Nematocida homosporus
Lineage: Eukaryota; Fungi; Microsporidia
Exons: 1
Coding region: 1-2172 (723 amino acids)
Source: RefSeq, a predicted model, not a curated record
AUGUUGCGAAUCAAUUCAACUAAGGCAAUGGCUCGUUGGGCUAUUCUGAUGAUAGUAAUAACCGGCUUUCCUUUGUACCAACUUAGCGACUUCAGACAGUUACAAGCACAAAAACCUAUCUGGCAUGCGAGCCUAGUAGCAAUACUACACCCACACCCAGCUACUGAUACGAACCAAAAUGAACUAGAAUAUACUUGCAAGCAAACAGUUAGGGCGAGAAGCAACAGGAACUAUGUUCAAAUUAUAAUCAGCAACCAUACUGUUCAGUUAAUGUUUGACCAAAACACAACAUUAGAUCAAUUUAGAAAUAUCAAUAGUAGUCUGCAGGAGAUUUCCUCUAUCGUUUUGAAUAAUCUUAUUGUGCCCGAGUUCUCUAUAAGAGGUUCGCCAGAACAAAAUCAAGUGUUGCUUUACACAAUACUAAUCCUAAGGGCCAGGAGAGUUUCUAUCAUCGACAAACAACCAACAGCGAUAACAGAAUCAGAUUUAAGCAACUGUUCGCAGGCCACUCGUUCUUUAUUGUCUCAGAGGCAGACCAAUCUAAACCCGCCUAGAGAUCACUACAGCAUAGGCCAUCUCAGAUUAUAUAGUAACUACACGACCACAAUCUAUUUCUUUUGCGUAUUUGAGUACUUGCCUCUGUUCAAAACCAUCAAAAUCUAUAACUCCUACAAAUGCUUGGAUGACAAUGACUUUAAAACAGCACAAAACAUCAAUUUAGUCGAUGGCUGGAUACCGUCCAUAUCUAAUCGAAACGAAGGGCCUACUUCAUAUCCUCUAUACUUCCCUCGACUGGAAGCAGAUUCGGGGACCAUAUGGAGAGUUUUUGCUGUUUAUGACAGACCCAAUCAGGAUAUGUGUCCUUUUGUUCUGGAAAUAGACCUUCAAAGGUUGGUAGAUGAGUCGCUUUAUAAAUCUCCACAACUAGGCAAGAGGAAGUUAAGGAAUGAGAGAGCAGUCGACAAGUUCGACAUAAACACUAUAUGCAAUGCCUCCAAGUAUAGCUUAAUUAUUCUCAAAUAUAACUUAAGCCAAUCCCAAUCAGCGGCGGAUGUUAUGUCUUGUAUUGUGCCGGUUCUUAACAAGCUGGCCACUUAUAACAUUCAGAUAAGAUUGGACGGACUUAAUUUUGAUAUGGACUACCACACCAACACAAUACAUACUUGGGUUGAUAGGCGUAAGGUUGGGCAGAACUUCUAUUCCUCCUACCCUGUCAUCCAAGGCGACCCAAUCGAAAUUAUGUUGGCAUCUUUAGAGGUUAGCAAUAUAUCUGCCGGCGCUCUGAUUUACCUUGCUAAUAACUUAAUCCCAGCGGCAGGUUCUCUUACAAUCAAAGUAGUUGAUAGAUUUCGAGCCAAAGAUCCAAAGGGCUUCAUUUUUAUGGCACAAUUAAUCGUUAGUAUUCAAAGCUAUUCAAAGAAAACAGUCAUCUCAAAUUCGUCAAAUAAGAUCAAGCUAAACUUUAAUGAUCUUCUUCUUUCCUGUCCGGCACUAACCGAAGAUGAAAUAGUUGAAAUGUACCAAUUAGCACAGGCUAGCCCCGUAAUCACAAUCUACACCGCCGAGGAAUUAAUAGAAGAUUGGAACAAUGCAUAUGAACAGAACAAUGAUAUGCUAGACUUUAUCCACAUGCUCUUUUAUCUAUGCUCUUCGGUUUGCAGCGAUCAGCAGAGCAGCAGUAAUUUGGGCACGAUAAAGAGUGUUAUAAAGGCCGGUUUCUAUGCUUAUUGGAAGAGAUUUAGUGACAUUAGCAGUAGUAUAGAAAAGUCAACAGGUAGAUGCUUUAUACUAAAAUGUAGUUACACACAAGCUGUAGAUGAACUGGAUAAGCACCUAAAAAAGGUCCAGUUGAUAACUUCACCAGAGUCGCUAUUCGGUUCCACGGCCUGCAUUCAGUUCAACUUAGACCACCAAAACCAAUACGGUCUAAUCGAGCUAAUCAGCCGUCUUGUUGGCUUCUUCUUGGACCAGAACUUUUCUAUAGGCCAACUUCGCUUUCGCGGCAUAAUUAGUGGGCAUAACUGGAAUUUACUUCACCAGGCAAUCAUGCAGACAUAUACACCGAAGUAUAGAGGGAUAUUGAUCCCGAAAACCACCAUCCACUUUGACUUUAUUGAUGUCUCUGGCCAAGCAACGUAUAGCCACACAUUACGGCCAUCCGGCCUGAAUUAG